Molecule: messenger RNA, 4887 nt
Organism: Scylla paramamosain (green mud crab)
Lineage: Eukaryota; Metazoa; Arthropoda; Malacostraca; Decapoda; Portunidae
Product: MTOR-associated protein MEAK7-like
Exons: 11
Coding region: 182-1504 (440 amino acids)
Source: RefSeq, a predicted model, not a curated record
GUAUUUCCCAGCGAGUCCCGAACGCGAUCAGCUGACCACCAAAACACAGUCAGACGGGACGCACUCUCACCUCUUCGCCUCUCUCCCUGUCACCUCUCACUCCUCCCUGGCUACUCCUGACCGCCACCACCAGUGACACAGUAGAGAUAGAAACUGCAGGAACAACAGCAGCAGCAUCAGCAUGGGGGCUGAAGGCAGCAAGAAGGUGGUGAGGGAACAGAAGGAAUACUUCACCCCUGAGGAGCGGCAGAAUGUGCUGGCCGUGGCACAGAAACUGGCUGGGAGCAGCGGCAACAUUACUCUGCCAACGCUGGAGAAACAUAUAGCCAAGUGGUACAGCCCAGAAAUUGCAUCACGGUUCAUCAAGGUGUUUCUAAGAGGGAAGACCCCCACACCCACAUCCCUGACCUGCCAAAUGUUGGUGGACACCCUGGGACCGCUGACCAAGGGCACCCUGGAGCAGCAUCUCUACCUUACCCUCACACUGGCAGGGGGUGAUCAGGCUGGGGUGGACAGUGACAACAUUGUUAAGUACUUGGAGGUGAUCCUUGGUGCCUACCUGAAGAUGGUGCUGGGAGGAGCCGGGUGCCGUGGCUGGAGCUGUGGGUCAGGACACAAGAGCAUUGGACACGUGUGUCGUGCUGUGCUGCAUGAUCUGUUGCAUGCCGGUGCUUCCUUCAAGGAGACAUGGAGAAAGCCGCCCCCAAAAGCACAGUAUUCCUAUGAGGUGUUUGAGCAGUGGUAUCUUGGCCACUCUCUGUUUACCACCCUGGAAACAGAGGUGGUGGGAGGCUGCUUCUCAGUCUCCACUGCUGGCCCCACCAACCUCCUGCCCCAGCCAUCUCUGGUGCCUAAGACCUUCCCAAACAUGCUGUCUGCUGCCCAGGUGCUUUUCCUCAACAGUGCCCUCCCAACGGGUCUCCAGACUGAGUGGCGCUUCCUCUUUUCCACUGCCACUCAUGGCUGGAGCUUCAGCAUAUUUAUGAAGCAGAUUGUUGGCAAAGGGCCCACACUGCUCAUUGUGGAAGACCAGUCAGGCAACAAGUUUGGUGGCUUUGCAUCCGUGUCCUGGGAAGUGAAGCCACAAUUUCAAGGUACACCCGAGUGUUUCUUGUUUGCGCUGGAGCCCCAGACAGGUGUGUUCCACUCCACUGGCUACAACACAAACUUCAUGUACCUCAACUACCUGGAGAAGAACACGAUGCCCAACGGCCUGGGGAUGGGAGGCAGGGAGGAGCUGUUUGGACUGUGGCUCGACUAUGACUUCGGCAAGGGCAGUGUGUCUCCAACCUGCACCACCUUCCGCAGCCCUCAGCUCUCCCCCAACCAACAACUGGAGAUCAAAUCCAUGGAGGUGUGGGCUGUGGGGCCUGAGGAGGAAGACUCAGAUGAGGAGGAUGGGAAGAAGAGCGCAUUGGAUAGGAACCCUGAGGCCAGUGCCAUGCUGGAGAUGAUGGGCAAGGGCCGGGUCAGUGACGGCUUUAGGGAGGGGGACAAGGACUAGCUGCGCUGCUGUCACCUUCCUCACACGGCCUCCAGAAGGUUAGGGAACAAUGCAGCAGUUCCCUUGCAUCUGCCUGGCAGGAGGCACCUCUGCUCCUCAGACUUUGAUAAUAUUCCUCACAACACAUCAUAGUGAGCUAAAAAAAUAAACUGUAAUACAUAAUUUCAACUUGCUGCAUUAGCUAUUCCUCAUACAUUAGUGACAUGCUGUAUUUGGUCUCAUUUGACAUAUUUACAAAAUACUUAUACAUAGAAAAGUCAUUACAGUAUUACCUCAUUGUCUCUGCUGAUGAGAUCAUAUCAUUAGCCACCAAAAAACUAAUGAGCUUGGCAAGUUUUUAAUUUCCUUAUCUUGAGGAUACAAGGUGAUAAGAGGUAAGGAUCAGACAAAACUGUUCAUUACCACAUGAGCCUCAGAUUUGUAAAAGGGUUGAAGAGAGGGAGGUGAGGAGGAGAAAAAGAAUGAAUUGUGGAUGACACUAUGUGGUCACCAAGGUCAGGAAGCAAAAUUGUAAACUGGAUUAAUGCACUGCAACAAUGAGAUUGUGUCAUUCACUAUUGUUACAAGGGAGUGCUGAGAAACUAUGCUGGGAAUCAGGAGACUGGGGAAAGCUAGGUGGCUGCUUUUGGUAGUAAAUUGAAUGCUCAUUCAAUCAAAUCAGGUAAAUAUUGAGGGAGAGAUGACUGUUAAAUAGUGAGUUUAGUGAUAAACUUUGGUAAACACUAACAAGAUGAGGCUACUGUAAUGAGGGAGGUCUGUCUGUCCUCCUUAGUAAUCUUGGUAUGCGUGCUGUAAUUCUCCCCAAAUUCCACAGUGGCUGUUGGGAGCACUGGCAAUGUGGACUUAGUGUUACUGUAAUUGACCCAAUUAGCUCGUUAGAAAAAGUUGAGGUAAUGCUGUAUAUACAAGUAAUAUUAUUUAAAGCCAGAGUUACAGUCAAGCAAAAAAGAACUUGCUUGAAGAUAUAAAGCAAUAUUAUAUACACAUGGCAGGCAGAAGAGCAACACUUUGUCAACACAAGCGGCAGUGGCAGGCAUAGCACAAGGAAUUAAAAAAUAUACUGCACACAGCUCUGCUCAGGACUGAAAACAUGAUAUGAAGGAUAAAUAUGUGGAGUAGCAUCCUCUUCAUUACAUCUGGAACAUUGUUAAGCUUCUGUUUUAGUUUCAUCAGCUGUGGGUGAUGUGAAGUAUGCAUGUGUUACACCCACAAGUAUUCAUUUUAUACAUAUCAGCAUUAACAGACUUCCUUCCUCAGUGCCUUAUGCACCAUCUCACUUUGCUGCCAGAUGAUCACAGAGACUUCACUGUCACUUCCCAUGUACAGGGAGUCCUCAAUUUAUGAUGGUUUAAUUUAUAUCAUUUCAUAGUUACAAUGCUGGCAGUGCUUGUCCCUGUACAUUCCUAUUUGCAGAUUUUUUUUUCUUACUGAUUUAUUUCAUUAUCCUUUAUUUACUCUGCCAUCCAUGCUUUUUUUACAAUAUGGUGUAGGAACAGAACUCUGUCAUAACUUGAGGAUUCCUUGUACACUGACUAACAAAAAAUCAAUAGUAUACUAAUUAUGUGAAAGGCAUUGCAGUGUUGACUUUUUGUGUUCCAGCAACUUGCAGCGCCACAUCCCGUCCCUUGUUGAUGGAGUGGUGGAGGCAAGUCACAGAACCCUGGCAACUCGUGACGAUCUGACAAUGCAUCCAUUCCAGUACAGUGAAUGUCCUCUGUAGUCCCUUUGUCUGUCUUGUAGUAUCUUGUAGACUGAGGUGGGUUGGGCAAACAAAUUAUAUAAGGGAAGGGUUGGGGUCUAGUCAGUCAGAACCAAUUGACCACAGUCUGUCUUAUCACCAAGGGGAACUGUUAGAUUAAUAAGUGGACAUGACAUCACACCGGCAACUGACACGUAGCAGAAAGUGUUUGGUAAUGAUAGGUUGAUGUCAAUUUUUUUAAGUGUUUUCUCUCAGCACCUGUAGUACCAGCACUCAAAAUCAUCCAGCAGGUCAUGGACUUGCUGUUGCUGUAAGCUACUUGGGAUUCUGCAGCUCAUGAUCCAAGUAGCCGUGUGUGGUGCAGUUGUAAAGUAGGAUGACAAAGCCUUGGAAACAUGCUGGUGUACAGAGAUGUCAUUUCUAAAUUUAAUUAUUGAUCUUGUGGGCUUGACGAGCAUGAAUGUAUGGAGUGAGCCAGGCGUGAUGAACCAUUCCAUUUGCAAUACUUCAAUACUCCCUAUGCCAUAACUGUUGCCAUUGUUGUUUAUUAUGUUUAUGUACAAAAGCUGAAGUUUGCUUAUGUGAUAUAAAAAUGAGACUGCAGCAUACAUGUGGAAUGUGCAGGAUUAGUUAGCAAAGAGAGACAGAAAGGUCUUGCAAAGUGUGAAUAUCAUUAAAUGGCUCAAGCUUAACAUUAAAUUUCAAUUGUAUUUGAUUCAGAAACCACUGAUGUAUCCCAAGUGAGCAUUAUGCAGGGCAUGAUAUUACACUUGUAGACAAUGACUCAACACACACACUGUUUGGAACGUGAGGGAGUGAUGCAGAUCUUCAGUUAACACUGGUGUUGAGUUUAACAUCCAAAACCUUUGUAGUCACUGUUAUUUAAUUUUGAUGGUAAUUUUACGUACUACUUUAAGAUUAUAGAUGAUUGUACAUUUCUAAUGUAGUGUUUGUCUUAGUUUUAGCUUUAGAAAAGAAAGAGAAAGACCCAAAGAAAACCAUAAGUCCUGUUUUUGUCACUCCCGAUGACAAGAUGUUGAGUGCUGACUUCAUGGUUAAUCAGCACAUCAGUCUUUCCUCACUGAUUGCCUCCCUUGACCAGCCUCACCUAAUAACAAAAUUCCACACACUGAAGAUUGGAAGGAAGUGCACACACAUUGUGCCCUUAAGGUGUUAUAAUUAAUUGUUAAGAAAUGUGCUAUGGCUUAUUGUCUGAAUAUUUCAGGGAGAGCCUUCCACAUUCUUGCACAGAAAACUUUGUGUGUGUGAUAAAAAUGAAAAAAAAAAAAAAAAGAAGGCUGGCAAAAGAAUAACCUCACCAAACAGUUAUGUGGUAGAUUGGAGAAAUGAAGAAGAACUGUUGUAUAAUUGAGGCAUUAAAUUAGCACUGGCAAGAUUAGUGGCAGUUUUACAGGUUAAACUAGCUUUGUAAACCUGAGUGACCAAGUGAAACAAACCAGGUGGCAGACAUUGCUGACAACAAAGCUGAUGAUAAAGCGACAAAAUUUCAUCAAGUUAUUCACCCCCCAAAAAUAGUAAUGACGCACAAUUAUUUAAUACAUUAAUUUCUAUGAACAUAAUAUUCCCUCACUUGGACACUCAGUCACCAUACAAAUAAGAACUCCUUUUUGUGAAUCAGUGUAUAUAGGAAAAGCAUAUUUUUGCAAUAAAGAAUUAUGUUGGA